CGGCGCUGAGAGCGAGGCCGGGCCGGGCCGAGGCGGUGGCUGCGGAGGAGACGGCAGCAGAAAAUGGCGGACCGGUUCUCCCGCUUCAACGAGGACAGGGACUUCCAGGGUAAUCAUUUUGAUCAAUAUGAAGAAGGACACUUGGAGAUUGAACAGGCAUCUCUAGACAAGCCAAUAGAAUCGGAUAAUAUUGGACACCGCUUACUCCAGAAACAUGGGUGGAAGCUGGGCCAGGGAUUGGGAAAAUCACUUCAGGGUAGAACAGAUCCCAUCCCUAUCGUCGUCAAGUAUGAUGUCAUGGGCAUGGGCCGGAUGGAAAUGGAGCUUGAUUAUGCCGAAGAUGCCACUGAACGGAGGCGUGUACUGGAGGUGGAGAAAGAAGACACUGAAGAGCUGAGGCAGAAGUACAAGGAUUAUGUCGACAAAGAAAAGGCAAUUGCCAAGGCCCUGGAAGACCUCCGAGCAAACUUUUACUGUGAACUCUGUGACAAGCAGUAUCAAAAACAUCAGGAGUUUGACAACCACAUAAACUCUUAUGACCAUGCUCACAAACAGAGGUUGAAAGAUCUCAAGCAAAGGGAGUUUGCUCGCAAUGUCUCUUCAAGAUCACGUAAAGAUGAGAAGAAGCAAGAGAGAGCCCUCCGGCGUCUACACGAACUGGCUGAGCAGAGAAAGCAACCUGAAUGCGCUCCUGGAAGCGGGCCCAUGUUCAAAACGACCACUGUGGCUGUAGAUGAAGAAGGUGGUGAUGAUGAUAAUGAUUCAGCAGCUAUCAGCAGUUCUUCCAUCCAAACAACUUCUAGCCAGGCUACAGAAAUAACCAUGGACAGGGGAGUCAUUCUGAACACUGGACAAGUCAGCAGCACUGUUCCGUCAGGCGGCCAGAUGCCAAUCCAGGCAACACAGGCAAUCAGUUUUGGCAUUAAGAAUAAUUUGGGAACUCCACUGCAGAAGAUAGGAGUGUCAUUCUCCUUUGCCAAGAAGGCUCCAGUAAAGCUUGAGUCUAUAGCAUCUGUUUUCAAGGACCAUGUGGAGGAAUCGAGUCCUGCAGAUGGAACAAAAACUGAGGAGAGAGCCUCCUCCGAUCAAGGGACUUUGCAGAAGACCGGUGAGGCCGAGACCACAAAUAGUCCUGACAACAGAGUUGAAGAUGAUGACCAGCACGAAAAAGACAAUGGAUCUCUUGCCACUACAUUAUCUAAGUUAAAAAAGAUGAGAAGAGAAGAAGGACCAGUGCCACUAGAGCCAGAAUAUUAUCAUUAUAUUCCCCCAGCCCAUUGUAAAGUAAAACCGAACUUUCAGUUCCUGCUUUUCAUGAAGUCCACAGAGCAAAUGGAAGCAGAAAAUGCAAGCAAAAAAACGGUGCAUGAAAGUAAAAAGAGUAAUUCUCCAAAACCCAAAGCUGGCAAGCACACAGAAAAGGCAGCCGAGUGCACUUUGCAGCAGAAGGAGCCAAGUACAACUGAACUUGCAGAUCACAGAAGCAAAACAGAAGCAAAAGAAAUUCCAGAAAAUGCAAGUGUACAAGAAAGCAAGCUGUCUACAGAAAGCAAUCCCCCAGAUCAAGACACUACUAAAGAAGCCACUCAGCCUGUCCCUGGUUGUAAAGAAGUCAUCGAGGGACCAAAGCAUCCAAUGGGACCCUUUUUCCCAGUUUUGAGUAAAGAUGAAAGCACUACUUUGCAGUGGCCAUCAGAACUUCUUAUAUUCACCAGGGCAGAGCCAUCUGUUUCAUACAGUUGUAAUCCCUUGUAUUUUGAUUUUAAGCUGUCACGUAACAAAGAUGCUAAAGCGAAAGGAGCAGAAAAACCUAGAGACACAUUAGGCCUUUCUAAGGAAAAUAUACAGUCCACAGAAUUUAGUCACAUAAGCAAAAGCAAAGAAAGAGGAAGCACAGCUAACAGUUCUGCUGCAAAACCAGAAAAUAAACUUGUCUCUGUCUGUGGUACCCAGAGCAAGCAGGAGUCCAGCUUGGCAAGCGUUGGCAAAGUGGAAGAAACAGAUGACAGUAGUAAAACUCUAACCAGUAAAAAAGACAAGGCUGGGAAAUCCCACAGACAUAAAAAGAAAAAGAAGCACAAAAAGUCCAGCAAGCACAAACGUAAACACAAGGAAGAAGCUGAAGAGAAAAGCCGAAAAACUGACACGAGGGAGGAGAAACCCAAGAAACGGAAAAAACACAAACACAAAAAAAGCAAAUCGUCUCUUCCUACUGAAUCUGAGCGGGUGCUGAAACCUGACGUGCCCGAGGAGGGGAGCCAUCUGCAGAAAAAAAAACACUGCUUUCAGGACCCUCAGCGGAAGGCACUCUCUGCGGAAGAGGGGACUAGUGGCAAAAAAGAGGACAGUGGUAACUCUUCCCAAGAGCACAGCAGCAAAAAACACAAGACUGACCUGCAGCUAUCAUCUUCUGCCUCAAAGAAGCGGUGUUCUGCUCCUUCUUUUGGCAGGUCCAGCCAUAGGAGCCGGCAGAGUAGUGGGGACUAUGAAAGUGAUGAAGGCUCUCACCGAAAAGACUUCCGACAGAAAUCCAUGUCACAGUACAGUGAUGACUAUGACUCUGGUAGCGACCACUCCAGAAGCCGUUCCAGAUCAGGGCGAAGACAUUCUUCUCGCAGGUCCUCUCGAAGGUCAUAUUCAACGAGUUCUGAUGCCUCUUCAGACCACAGUAGGUAUAGUCGCAGGAGAAGUUAUUCAGAUGAUAGCUAUACUGACUACAGUGACAGAUCAAGGUGUCAUUCAAAGAGGUCUCAUGAUUCAGAGGAUUCUGACUACAACAGCUCAAAACACAGAUCAAAAAGGCACAAGUACUCCUCCUCAGAAGAUGACUACAGUCUAAGUAGAAGCAGGUCUAGAAGUCGAAGCAGGAGCCGAACCCACACUAGGGGAAGGUCAAGAACAAGAAGUCGGGGUAGAACACGGAGCAGCAGUUGUAGCCGUAGUCGAAGCAAGAGGAGAAGUCGAAGCGUAACUGGCCGCAGUUGGAAACGGAGUCGGAGCUACAGCAGAGAUCGCAGCCGGAGCACAAGAAGCCAUUCACAGAGAUCUCUUUCAAGAAAGGGCUCUCGGGAUCAUGAGAGCCCUGAAGACAGGAGAUCUGGGCGAAGAGACUUCAUCAGAUCCAAAAUAUAUCGCUCGCAGUCUCCGCACUAUUUCAGAGCAGGCCGAAGUGAAGGGGCUUUGAAAAAAGAGAGCAGAGGAGAUGAAACAAAGGUAACUAGUUCUCUCCCUCAAAAUAGCUGUAGUUCUGGCUUGUUAAAAGCUCCUGAAAGUGAUUGUGGUCCAGAAGAAAAGAACUCGGUCACAGCAAAACUGCUGCUAGAAAAGGUUCAGUCCAGGAAGGUUGAAAAGAAGCCCAGUGCUAAUGAUGAAAUGCUAGCAGGGACGAACAAGGUUGGGAUAAAACUUAAAGAUCCUCCACAGGGGUACUUUGGCCCUAAGCUUCCCCCCUCAUUAGGCAACAAACCAGUUCUCCCUUUAAUUGGGAAGCUCCCUACGAUCCGAAAACCAAAUGCCAAGAGGUAUGAAGAGCUGGGAGUAGAGAGGGGUGAGGAACAGGAGCUGUCAGAGGCUGAGGAAGUCCCCCAGGGUAGCAUGGAGAGUCAGUUGGCAGUCCAGCCUCUGCUGGAGGAGGAGGUGGUGAUGCUGCUGCAGGACAAACCGCUGGAAGAACAGAAACCUGCUGAACCUGCUGUGGAAACGCCACCAGUUCCUCUUGAACCGCAGGCACUUCCCGAAUGCUACAGUUCUGGAGAACUAAUUAUGCCCCACAACUAUCUCUCUGAUCCCAACGAUGGUGAUGCAUUAGAAGCCGUGGAGAGUGGUAACCCGCCUGUCCCUGUAGAAACCAGCAUGAUGCCUUUAGUUCCAGAUGUUGAACACUUUCCUGGGUACGUGACUCAGAGUGGGGAGCCAAGCAUGGAUGGAGAGCCGGAAGGAGCAGAAGAUUCCUCCCUGGCACCACUUGAGAGCCAACCAAUCACUUUCACACCUGAAGAAAUGGAGAAGUACAGUAAGCUUCAGCAAGCAGCUCAGCAGCACAUUCAGCAACAGCUUCUAGCAAAGCAGGUCAAAACCUUCCCUGCUUCAGCAGCGCUGGCCCCAGCAGCACCUGCGCUGCAGCCGAUCCACAUUCAGCAGCCGGCAGCCGCGUCCGCAACAUCCAUCACCACUGUGCAGCAUGCCAUUCUGCAGCACCAUGCCGCUGCGGCGGCUGCAGCUAUCGGGAUUCACCCGCACCCUCACCCCCAGCCUCUGGCUCAGGUUCAUCAUAUACCCCAGCCCCAUUUGACCCCCAUUUCAUUGUCCCAUUUAACCCAUUCCAUUAUUCCAGGGCACCCUGCUACAUUUCUAGCCAGCCAUCCCAUACAUAUCAUUCCUGCGUCUGCUCUCCAUCCAGGCCCCUUUACCUUUCAUCCUGUUCACCAUGCUGCUCUUUAUCCAACCCUUCUUGCCCCUCGACCAGCUGCUGCUGCAGCUGCUACAGCGUUACAUCUUCACCCUUUGCUGCACCCCAUUUUCUCAGGUCAGGACUUACAGCACCCUCCCAGUCAUGGCACAUGAAGAGAAAGUAACUCCGCCUCCGAGAAUGGAGACUUGCACAUUUCGAAAAGGGGGGGGAAGGUGAUCCAGCUGACAGGUGAGAUCUGAGAAUUUCCUUUCACUCGUAGCAGCUGAGGAGGUGGGUUCUGGCUUGAAGGCCAGACCUGUGGUGCAGCAGUUCAGUUUUGUGCGUGUUGUGUGCAUUUGUUUACUAUUAGGGAUUUUCUCACAUUUCCACAUCUGAGAGAACAUAUUUAUGUAGCAUCAUCAUGGCCCAGAUGAGUCCUCUCAAAUUCAGAGAGACAAGAUGCUUUGUGAAAGGCUUUUUUCCCUGUAUUCUUACAUCUUUAUUCAUCUUCCUUCUGCUCUCUUGUAAAUUACAUACAGGGUUUCAUACUCUGGCUAAUGGUUGUCUCUCUCAAAUCCUUGUAAUGAGGUCAUCUAAUUAAAAUGGUCUACAUGAUUGAAUCCUGGUUGUAAUCAGUGAUGCUGCAUGCAUAAAACAUUUAGUAACUGACAGCUGUGUCCUGCCAAGAGGACUUUGCUGGAAGGUCAUGGCCACUCUUGGUUUUGCUGGGGCAGUAACCAGUUAGCAGACAUUGCAGAAGAGUUCUUGGUACCUGAUGUCACAUCCCCCACUGUCUGACGUACGCAGUGAAGGUGGAAAUAGGAUUUAAUUUUAAAGCUUUACUGAACAAAAGAGCUAACGGUUCAAAGCUGGGCACUUCUCCAUCCUGCGUUAACAUUCUGCUCUCAGGUGAGGACUGUGCGCUGAAGCCUUUUGUGUGAAACAGAGAGGUGUUCUCAGAUUGCUGGCUUGUGACUUUGGUCUAGCCUUUGACCACUGUACUCUUGAGAGAGAUCUUUCAUGCUCCGAUCUCCCAAAGUGGUGUAAAAAAGAGGCAUUUGAUUGAGAAUGAAAGAAAAAUCCCUUCCUGAGUUGAAGCAAUAUGGAGGACCGGAACCCAAUAACAAUCUGGAGAAAUUAACCAGAAUAUGUAAAGUGUAUUCCUUUCUCUGUAAUAUUGAUGUUUGUUUAUUAAUUUAUAGGAUUUUUUUAAAUGUAAAGACUUGCACUGAACUCUGUAAACGUAAAAAUGCUGCUUUUUGUAGCUCCUAUAAAAAAGGUUACAUAUUUGUAGUAUACUGCAAUAAUAUUUUUUACAGCCAGUUCUUUUAGUGGUACUUGUUCUGGUGGCUUUUGUGUAAAUAUGUUUGCUGUAGUUGAAAUAAGACACUUGUAAAGGCUAACCUUACCGUUUCAGCUAGAUACAAAAUGACUAAGCAUGUAUAUUUUAUCAAGCUCAUGUAUUUUUGGAGUUUUUAUGGACUAUAAAAUGUAAAAAAAAAAAAAUCUUCAUUUAGCAUUUUGCAGAAGAAAAAUGUGAGAUUUGGAAUAAAUGCGGUGCAUUGAAGACACUGAUGACUCUAACAGCUAAUGAAUUGUAUCACGUUGGAAGGUGACGACUGCUGGAUUUGUAAAAUGCUGUACAGAUGGAAGCAACAUAGGUAUAUAUUGCAUGCUUGUGAUCUGGAGCUAAGCUGCCAGCUUCAUAGGAACCUGAUCCUGAUGGCAGAUUCAGGAGUGUCAGGAAAUUGGGCUAAGUCCCGUAUAGAACAAAAUGCCCAUGUUCAUUCCUGGGUUUGAACCACUGACUUGCAGAUGUCACCCUACCUACUUGUCAGGCACAAGUCCAAUAUUCCAAUGAUAAAAGAACCGUUAGCUUUAAAAUGUGGCUCUUUAUUUUGAGUGAAGUUUUUUGGUUGAUCACUAAUUCAUUUAGACUCCUCCCACCUGUGACCUUUUUCUGAAGGGAUUUGUUCACAUAUCAGCCCCAUUACUUCAGAGAAUACGAACUCUGGAAGUUCAGUCCCUCUGCUAAAUUGCUGUUCCCAUUGCAUCAGCCCUAAAACAGGAGCUCUCCUGCUUGGUUUGGAGGAGUGAAAGUCCACUCUCUGGUUUAAUGCAUUUUUCAAAUGUGCGGGGCUCCAUACCCUCUCACAGUUCACAGUAACUCCCUUGUGAUUAGAUUGGAAACAUGGCCAGAUUCCAUGCUCUGUGCUGUCAGACCCAGGCCGAGACAGGCCUGCUCUGAGAUGAAGCAACAAGCAUGCUGUGGCUACAAGCAUAACUAGCAUUCCUGUUCUUCCCUUUCCUCCCCAUACUCCCUGAGCACUGUAGAACUGAGAAAUCUGGAGUGUAAAUGCAAAGGAUUUGAAGCCCUGAGAUUGCUCGCUA
Messenger RNA from Malaclemys terrapin pileata, 6781 nucleotides. It is a transcript of the gene GPATCH8, whose product is annotated as G-patch domain containing 8. The record is from RefSeq and is a predicted model, not a curated record. The transcript has 8 exons. Lineage: Eukaryota; Metazoa; Chordata; Testudines; Emydidae. The coding region runs from base 64 to 4563 and encodes 1499 amino acids. Gene Ontology annotation, cellular component: nucleus. Gene Ontology annotation, molecular function: nucleic acid binding.